AUGGAAAACACCUCCAUCAUUGUCAACUUUGAGUUAAGCUUAGACCCCUUUUUCAUCCCAAGAGAAGCGAAAUUCCCAAUAUUUUUGCUUGGCAUAUUUAUUUAUUUAUUUUCUGUUUUCUGCAAUCUUACACUGCUGCUUCUCAUUUUCAUGCAGCAGAGUCUCCACAAACCCAUGUACUUUAUUCUGUUCAGUCUUCCUCUGAAUGACCUCAUUGGAAUCACUGCUAUGCUUCCAAAGGUGCUGUCUGAUAUUGUAACAGAAACUAGCAGAGUCCAUUAUCCUUUGUGUGUGCUGCAGGCUUUCUUACUCCACAUGUAUGGUGGGGGAGUUUUGUUUAUUCUUGCAGCCAUGGCCUUUGAUCGUUAUGUUGCCAUCUGCUUACCACUGCAUUAUAAUGUCCUAAUGACUCCUAAAGUUGUGCUAACAAUCAUUUCAUUUGUUUGGAGUUUAGAUUUUGUCUUGAUAAUGUCAUUGUUCUCACUUCAAGUAAGGAUCCCUCGAUGCAGAUCAUACAUCAUGAAUGUGUUCUGUGAUAACCCGUCCCUUCUGAAACUUACCUGUGGUGAUACUACUAUGAACAAUAUUAUAGGUUUGUUCAAUACCGCUGUAAUGCAGAUAAUUAGUGUUUCUGUUCAGCUUUUUUCCUAUGUGAAGAUUCUGUUCACUUGCUUGGUUACUAGGCGGUCUGAGGCAAGGAGCAAGGCAAUACAGACUUGUGUAGCACAACUUGUAAUAUUCUUUGUGUUCGAGAUUGUAGGGACAUUCACAAUUCUCUCACAUAGGUUCAAAAACAUCUCAGCAGACUUGCAAAAGAUAAUGGGAAUGCUCAUUUUUCUUGUACCUCCUCUAUUAAAUCCAAUUGUAUAUGGACUGAAUACAAGUGAAGUACGGAAUAUCCUGUUGAGAGUUUUCCACAGAAAAGUUUCAGUCUAA
Messenger RNA from Chanos chanos (milkfish), 936 nucleotides. Its product is annotated as olfactory receptor 52J3-like. The transcript has a single exon. Gene Ontology annotation, biological process: G protein-coupled receptor signaling pathway; detection of chemical stimulus involved in sensory perception of smell. Gene Ontology annotation, molecular function: olfactory receptor activity; G protein-coupled receptor activity; odorant binding. Gene Ontology annotation, cellular component: membrane. The record is from RefSeq and is a predicted model, not a curated record. Bases 1 to 936 code for a protein of 311 amino acids. NCBI's taxonomy places the organism in Eukaryota, Metazoa, Chordata, Actinopteri, Gonorynchiformes, Chanidae.